Messenger RNA from Portunus trituberculatus (swimming crab), 545 nucleotides. RefSeq names its product cuticle protein CP575-like. The record is from RefSeq and is a predicted model, not a curated record. The transcript is spliced from 2 exons. The coding region runs from base 121 to 357 and encodes 78 amino acids. Lineage: Eukaryota; Metazoa; Arthropoda; Malacostraca; Decapoda; Portunidae.
AUUUCUUGUUCUGAUGGUAGACUCCUACCCAAGGCAAACUGCGCCCUGCUCGUGCGGCUAUUUAAGCCACGCCGGGACUCACGGUGGCAUCAGACGUUGUCCUGCUUCUGUAACACCAAUAUGAGGAUCCUGAGCGUCAUCCUGCUGGCCAUGGUGCUGUUCAUGGGAGCGUUCGCCGCCCCUCCCACUGCUCCCAAGAAUGUGGUCAUCGACCUGGAUAAGAACACAAUGAGUCACGAGCAGUACGGAGAGCCAGGCACAGCUGUGCACGGCAGGUACAAGGUUGAGAAACCCAACGGCGAAUGGUACACCGUCGAGUACAGGGCUGACCACACCGGCUUCCACGUCCUCAACUAAGCACUGACGACAGCGACAUCUGCUGAGGAAAGGCCGACACAGACAGUGACUGUGGCACCAACCUUACGUCACCUUUCCAGGGCGCAAUUGGAGACACCUUCUGCAUCACGACCUUUCCUUCUCUCCUUUGACAGUUCCAUGAACUCCAUAAAUCACCCUCUUUCCUAAAUAAACCUAUCUCAAGUUUC